Hansenula ciferrii is the source of this 1080-nucleotide messenger RNA. RefSeq names its product dihydroorotase (gene URA4). The record is from RefSeq and is a predicted model, not a curated record. The transcript has a single exon. Gene Ontology annotation, molecular function: dihydroorotase activity. NCBI's taxonomy places the organism in Eukaryota, Fungi, Ascomycota, Saccharomycetes, Phaffomycetales, Wickerhamomycetaceae. The coding region runs from base 1 to 1080 and encodes 359 amino acids. Gene Ontology annotation, cellular component: cytoplasm. Gene Ontology annotation, biological process: 'de novo' pyrimidine nucleobase biosynthetic process; pyrimidine nucleotide biosynthetic process.
AUGUCUAUCGAUCUAGGUGUUACUGGUGAUUUCCAUGUCCAUUUGCGUGAUGGUAAAAUGAUGGAGCUAAUUGCUCCAACUGUUCGUGAAGGUGGUGUCUCCAUUGCUUACAUUAUGCCUAAUCUUGUUCCUCCAAUCACUACAAUUGAUAGAGUUGUGCAAUACAAAAAUGAAUUACAAGCUUUAGCUCCAAAAACCACAUUUUUGAUGACUUUAUACCUUUCAAAAGAGUUAACCCCGGAAUUAAUUCAUGAAGCAGCUAAAUUGAAAGCUAUUGCUGGUGUCAAAUGUUAUCCUGCAGGUGUCACAACCAACUCAUCAGCCGGAGUUGAUCCAAAUGAUUUUAGUGAUUUCUAUCCGAUUUUCAAAGCUUUAGAAGAAGAAAAUUUAGUAUUGAAUUUACAUGGUGAAAAACCUUCGACUGAUAAAGAUGGUGAAGAAAUCCAUGUUUUAAAUGCAGAACCAGAAUUUUUACCUGCUUUGAAAAAAUUACAUUCUGAUUUCCCAAAUUUAAAAAUUGUUUUGGAACAUUGUACAACAAAAGCUGCUAUAGAUACCAUUAAUGAAAUUAAUCAAGAUAAUAAAGGCCCAAUCAAAGUCGCUGCUUCCAUCACAGCCCAUCAUUUAUCAUUAAUUGUGGAUAACUGGGCUGGUAAUCCAAUAAAUUUCUGUAAACCAGUUGCUAAAUUACCACAAGAUCGUAAAGCUUUAGUAGCUGCUGCUACUUCAGGUAAUCCAUGGUUUUUCUUUGGUUCAGAUUCAGCACCACAUCCAUUACACGCCAAACAAGUACACGUUGGUGUUUGUGCAGGUGUCUAUACCCAAGCAUUAGCUAUUCCUUAUAUUGCUCAAGUUUUUGAUAAACAAGGCAAAUUAGAUAAAUUAAAAGGGUUCGUUAGUGAUUUUGGUAAACAAUUUUAUGAAAUUAAAGAGGAAGAUUUGGUUUCCAAAGAUCAUACUAUCUUGGUUAGAAAAGAACAACAAGUCCCAGAUGUUGUUUCUCAAGGUGAUUUGAAAGUUGCACCAUUUAAAGCUGGUGAAAAAUUAGACUUUUCUAUUGAAUGGAAGUCUAUCAAUUGA